AUGGAAAUUAUUGGAGUCACGAGAUUGGGAAGAAAUAACGGCAAUGGAGCCCAACCUUUGAAAUUAACUUUUAGGAAUUCGGAAGAAGCUAUGAUAGUGAUUAGAAAUAAGAAGAAAAUCAACAAAAAUAGAAAGAUCUACACUGAUUUGGAUAGGACUCUUUUACGGAGAGAUAACAUGAAAAAACUGAAGGAUGAACUAAAAAUUAGGAAAGAUAAAGGAGAAAAUGUUUCAAUUAAAUAUGUUGAUAAUACUCCAAGGAUUGUUACAAGCUCCAGCAAUUUAAAACUAAACAAGCCCAACAGUCCACAGUUAGCAUGUAUAUACCAGAACGUCAGUGGUCUUAAUACAACAGUUGAUGAAUUUUAGUCAUAUGUAUGUGAUAACUGAGUGCGACAUUAUAGCUAUAACUGAAACCUGAAUUCAGCCAGCAGUUAAAGACUCAGAACUUUUCUCGGAGGAGUAUCAAGUAUUUAGAAACGAUCGUGAUCUUAACAGAACUGGCUUAUCUACUGGUGGGGGAGUCUUAUUGACUUAAAAAAAAAACAUCUCAUGUGUUAAAAUUGAUACAUCCUUCUUUGAUCAAAAUUUAGUAAAUAUUGAUUUAAUCAUUUGUAAAUGUCUGCUUGGACAUUUAUAUCAAUUUUGGUAUAUGUUCCACCAUCUGUUUCAUUAGAUAUGUUAGAGUCAUUUUUUGAAUGUUUAAAAGGG
Molecule: messenger RNA, 711 nt
Organism: Psylliodes chrysocephalus
Lineage: Eukaryota; Metazoa; Arthropoda; Insecta; Coleoptera; Chrysomelidae
Source: the annotation of a GenBank genome assembly